This is a messenger RNA of Medioppia subpectinata, 1223 nucleotides long. Lineage: Eukaryota; Metazoa; Arthropoda; Arachnida; Sarcoptiformes; Oppiidae. The record is from the annotation of a GenBank genome assembly.
UGUUUGAAUAGCUUCAGUGAUCUCUCAAACCGUUUGGCAAAAAGUUUAAUUAACUUUAAGUUUAAUUAAAAAUAGUUUAAUUAAUUAAAUUAAACCAAAAAAUAAUAAUGGUUAAAACAAACGAUGACAAUCUAUCGCUGGUUAUACACAAAAAGGGUGACUUACGGUUAGAGCAGACACCCAUUCCCACCAAUUUGGGACCAAAUGAUGUGUUGUGCAAAACCCAUUCGUGCGGCAUAUGUGGCACUGAUAUCCACUAUUGGGUGCACGGAUUUAUGAGCAGUUUUGUGGUCAAAGAACCGCUAAUACUUGGCCACGAGGUGAGCGCACUGGUCGAUCAGGUUGGGUCCAAUGUCACCCACUUGAAGCCUGGCGAUCGGGUGGCCAUAGAGCCGGCCCUACCCUGUCGUAUGUGCCAUCACUGUAAGGAGGGAAUGUACAAUCACUGCCCGGUGUCCAACACUCAGGUCAAGGGGUCGCCGCAGUUUGACGGUAUGCUCACACGCUAUUUCGAGCACCCGGCUGAUUUUUGUUUCAAACUCCCGGACAACGUGUCGUGGGAAGAGGGAGCUAUGGUUGAGCCCCUGGCGGUGGCCGUACACGCCGUACGCCGAGUAAACCUAACCCUCGGCCAAACGGUGCUCGUGUGCGGCGCCGGCACUAUGGGUAUGAUGUGUUUGGCGGCGGCCAAAGCGCACGGAGCCUCCCGUGUUGUCAUGACAGAUAUCAAUGAGUUUCGGCUAAAAGUGGCCAAAGAGUUGGGCGCCGACCAAACCAUUCACAUCGAUCUGAAGUCAUUCAAUGUGGAGACAUAUGUGGCCAAAGUGAAGGAGGCGUUGGGCGGCCAGGGGGCUAAUGUGACCUUCGAGUGCACGGGCAACGAGGGCAGCACCAAAGUGGCCAUCUAUGCCACCAAUAAUGGCGGCAAAGUGGCGCUCGUGGGUCUGGGCCCGCUCGAGGUGAGCGCCCCGUUGGUCAACGCGUCGCUCCGGGAGGUGGACAUCAUCGGAGUGUGUCGUUUCCGUAACUGUUACCCGAUGGCCAUCUAUUUGCUAGAGAAGGGUCUCGUGAAUCUGAAACCACUGGUCACUCAUAAGUAUCCAUUGGAGCGAUCGCUGGACGCGUUCAACAAGAUGUUAGAGCCCAACAACAAUGCCAUCAAAGUUCUCAUUCAAUGCAAUAAAGACUUUAAUUAAACGGAUAUGAAAAUCAAUGCUAACAUA